GAAGCCCCGCGUUACUCCGCCCGGUUCAAGAUGAGAACGGAGCCGAGUCCCGAGUAGCUGGAAAGGCUUCCCUCUUUUGUCUAGACUGAGAUUUAUGGACUUGUACAUGAUGAAUUGUGAACUUUUGGCCACAUGUAGCGCUCUUGGAUUCUUGGAGGGGAACACAUACCACAAAGAGCCGGAUUGCUUAGAGAGUGUGAAAGACUUGAUCCGCUACCUGCGACAUGAAGAUGAGACUCGGGAUAUCCGGCAGCAGCUGGGGGCAGCUCAGAUUCUACAAAAUGACCUGGUGCCAAUCAUUGUCCAAUAUCCUGAAGAUAAACAACUCUUUGAUGCUGUUAUCAGGCUGAUGGUGAAUCUAACCCAGCCUGCUCUGCUUUGCUUUGGCAAACUGCCCCAGGAUGCCAGCUUCCGCCAUCACUUCCUGCAAAUCGUCUCUUAUCUGCAGGCCUACAAAGAAGCAUUUGCUAGUGAGAAGGUUUUCGGGGUGCUGAGUGAAAAGCUGUAUGACCUGCUGCAGCUGGACUGGGAACAGCGUCAAGAGGAGGACAACCUGUUAAUUGAACGUAUCUUGCUUUUGUUGCGCAAUGUGUUGCAUGUCCCUGCUGACCCUGAUGAAGAGAAGAUCAUUGAUGAUGAUGCCGGCGUCCACGACCGUGUGCUGUGGGCCAUGCACCUAAGUGGCAUGGAUGACCUGCUCAAAUUCCUGGCCUGCUCCCAGAGCGAGCAGCAGUGGAGCCUGCAUGUGCUGGAGAUCAUCUCCCUGAUGUUCCGAGACCAGAACCCUGAGCAGCUGGCAGCUACAGGGCAGACCCGUUCAGCUAGGGAACGGGGGACAGACAUGGCAGAGCUGGAGGUCCUGAGGCAGAAGGAGCUGGCCGAGAAGAAGAGCCGCAUACUCCAACGGAGCAGCAGGCACUCCCGCUUUGGUGGCUGCUACAUCAUCCAGGGCUUGAAGUCUAUUGGAGACAGAGAUGUUGUCUUGCACAAGGGACUACACAACGUGAAGAACUAUACCCAUGAUCUGGGGAAGGAGGUGCGGCGAGUGCCAAAGAGACAGCAGCGGGCCCAUGAUACUGAGGGCGCCCCUCGUCGCUCUGCCCUCAAUGUGCGCGUCUUCCUCAAGGAGUUCUGCAUUGACUUCUUGGAGAAUUGCUACAACCGCCUCAUGUAUCUGGUCAAGGACUACCUGGUCAGGGAGAAGGCCCAGCAGCACGAUGAGACUUACUACCUGUGGGCCAUGGCCUUUUUCAUGGCCUUCAACCGGGCCUCCUCCUCCCAUCCUCAGCUGGUUUCCGAGACUGUUGGCGUCCGGACUUUUCACUUCAUUGAGCAGAAUCUGACCAACUACUACGAAAUGAUGCUUAUAAAUAAGAAGGAGGCCACAUCUUGGUCUCGAAGGAUGCAUCUGGCUCUGAAGGCCUACCAGGAGCUGCUGAUGACUGUGCACGAAAUGGACCAUUCACAAGAAGAAGCUGUGCGCAACAGCAGCCAUAUCAUAAAGAAUAACAUUUUCUACCUGAUGGAGUAUCGCGAGCUUUUCCUCACCCUCUUCCGUAAGCUUGAUGAGAAAAAGCAGCCCAGGUCAUUCAUCAAAGACCUGGUGGAGACCACUCACCUUUUCUUGAAGAUGCUGGAGAGAUUUUGCAAAGGGAGGAACAACGUAAUAGUCCAGAGCAAGAAGAUCAAGAGGAAAAAAAAGCCCCAGGCUCAUUCUGCCACUUGCAGUAUGCAUCCCCAGACUCCCGAGCAACUGGAGGAAAUGUGGCCAAAGCUGGCUGAGCAUCUCAGUAAAUGCACACAGGGUUCUGAGCCUCUUCCAGAGGAUAUGGCCCCCUUCGAUGCAGCCUCAGAAGUUCCCCUGGAGGAGCAGCGAGCUGAUGCCAUGGUACGGAUCCAGGACAGCCUACUGGCUGGCCGGGCACCUGAAGCACUGUCCCUGUUGCAUUCAGCCAGGGAGGUGUGGCCUGAAGGGGAUGUUUUCGGAUCUCCCAGCCUUGCGCCAGAUGAAGAGGUGGAGCUGCUGAAGCAAAUCUUUUUUGCCAACCUCCCUCGGCAAGCAGCACCAGAGCCAGAAGAACUUGACGAGGCAGCCGAGGAAGAGGAGAUUGCUGAGGAGGAGCUGGCAGCUGUACGCGUAUCAGAGAAGGAGUUCAGCUUCCUCGACUAUAUGAAGCGGUUUGCUAGCCCUAAUGUGGUCAGGGCUUACAUCCUUCUCUUCAAGAACUACCAACAAAACAGCGCCCACACCAACCACUGCAUAGUGAAGAUGCUGCACCGCAUUGCCUGUGACCUCAAGAUGGAGGCCUUGCUGUUCCAGCUUUCCAUCUUCUGCCUUUUCAACCGGCUUCUCAGUGAUCCCACCGCUGGGGCUUACAAGGAACUGGUGACCUUUGCCAAAUACAUUGUGGGCAAAUUCUUUGCACUGGCAUCCACAAACAAGAAGGCUUACAUGGAAUUAUUGUUCUGGAAAAGUACGGCUGUGGUACGGGGGAUGACUGAGAGCUACAGUGUGUUGCAGGAAGGAGAAGGCUCAGACUCUCGCAAGGCUUGCCAAUGGACUGAGGCGGAGGAGGAGGAGCUGCGGGAACUCUACUAUAAAUACAAGGACGUGGAAGAUCAAGAUGUCCUGAGCAGCGUCCUGGCACACCUGAGCACCGACACCCGGACUCGUAAACAAGUGGCCAAGCGGCUGGUGCGCUUGGGGCUGGCGCGCAGCGUGCAAGACUUCCCUCGGGAGCGAAGGGGGGUCCGGAUCGUCCUGUGGACGGAGGAUCAAGAGGCAGAGCUUCAGCGGCUUUUUGAGGAAUUUCGGGGCACAGAUGAUAUCCUAGGCAAUGUGAUGAGGCACAUCACAGAGAAGCGCUCCAAAGCGCGCAUUAUUGAGAAGCUUCUCAGCAUGGGGCUGGUGUCUGACCGUAAGGAGCUCUACAAGAAGCGCAAGCGCAAGCCUGGCUCCUGUGGUGCGAAAAAAGGCGGGUUCCCCAAGGACUUUGGGGUGCCUGAUCUGAAUGACAUUAAUGAUGAAGAAGAGGAAGAAGAAGAGGAGGAGGAUUUGGACAGCGAGGAAGAGGAGGAGCCGGCCUGGGAGGAUGGUGACAGAGCCCUGCAGAAUGGCCCUCCAGAUGGGCGGACAAACAAAAAGGGGACCGUUGCCUCUGACAGGAGAUUCCAGGAGGUCGUACGAAGUCUGCAGCAAGAAGGCCUGUCUGGUCCUCUGCUGUGGCUCCAGAGCUGCCUAAACCGAACAGCUAAUGACAGAGAAGAGGAAGGAUGCGCCCAGCCUGUACCAUUGGUGCCACUGUCUGAAGAGAACGAGGAUGCUAUGGAACACAAGGGCUUCCAGAAGCUGCUAAGGAACGUGGGGAUACGGGCCCCAGCCAAUGAGCAGGAAUCUUUCUGGCGCAUCCCAGCCAAACUCGGCCCGGAACAGCUGCGGCGACUGGCUGUUUCCAUUGCCCUGCAAGAAAGGGCAGAUGAGACCACAGAGCAUCCAGCGGAAGAAGAAGUUCUUGACACACAGGAGCUAAGGAGCCCCAUUCCAGAAAAGGAGGAGCCCACACUGGGACCCAAGAGGGCCCGUCUGAUCAGCAACGAUGAGGAUGAGAGCGACAGCCGAGAUUCCAGUGAGGAGGAUGGCCCACGUCCUGCUGGCAAGAGGAAGUGCCUACGAAUUGAGGAAGACGAGGAAGACUGAUGGGGCAGGGCUUUUCCUGGUGCCAGAAAGUCAGUUGCUCCGAUACAACUCCAGCUGCAGCCGUCGCCUCAGGCGGUGAAGCCUUAACUGGACCAGACCAUCAGCAGUUGUCGGAUUCCCUACAUUUUCCGCCCACAAAACUCCUUUGGGAGGGGGGCAAGAUUUUGAGAGGGGAUGCAGAGCAAUUGGACUCUGGAUGAGGAGGACGGAUGGACCUAGUAGCUUGAAAAUGGAUGGCAGAAGAACGCGUGAAAAUACGAAUUGGGCUUAUUCUCAUGCUGUGCUGGUGAAUCUAGCGCUGUCUCUCGAUUUGAACUGUUCUAUGUUUGUAGAUUGACCAUUUGUAACCUACCCCUGUACUGGCAACACUGAGUGUCUGUGCAAAGUGAUCCUUGCAGAUGGGGUUCCUAGGCCAAAAUUGAGGGAUGUCGGCUCUUUUCAUCUUAAGACGGCUUCACUUGUAGAUCUGCCUGGCUAAGACUUCUUGGCAUUGUCCCUUUGCUUGCCUUACGAUAUUUGCAGACACCUUUCUGUCUCUGCCACUUACAUUUUAUCCUGUCCCCCACUUCUCCUUCCCUGAAUGUGGAUGCCGGAGCAGGAACCGCACAGUCCCAUUGAGUGUCCCGAGUUAGAGCUAAAUGGCAAGGGGCAACCAAAGAGCUGCAGCUCAGUGGGGAAGAAGCAUUGCCCACACUUCCCUUUGCACCGAGAUAACCAUCCCCUGGCAAGAUACUUCCAUUGCCAGCUGCUGCCAGCUGUUUCUUUGCUGUCCCUUUUCAGCUAUUGACUUCAUUGUCUGGACUGCUCUUGGAUGGGGGCAAUGCUGGAGAAGAACAGAGAGCCUCCCACUGGCUUCCCACUUUUGCCUGUUCAGGGACCCCCUCCCCUUCUUCGUGUUAGUCAGGCAGUAUUCCUGCUAGUUUGUUUUGUUUUUUAUGUUUUUUAAUAUUUACAUGUUUGAAACUUUGGAACAACUCUGAAGAAAUAAAAUGUU
Messenger RNA from Eublepharis macularius, 4691 nucleotides. RefSeq names its product timeless circadian regulator (gene TIMELESS). Gene Ontology annotation, molecular function: DNA binding. Bases 95 to 3697 code for a protein of 1200 amino acids. Gene Ontology annotation, biological process: replication fork arrest; DNA repair; DNA replication checkpoint signaling. The record is from RefSeq and is a predicted model, not a curated record. The transcript is spliced from 30 exons. NCBI's taxonomy places the organism in Eukaryota, Metazoa, Chordata, Lepidosauria, Squamata, Eublepharidae. Gene Ontology annotation, cellular component: replication fork protection complex.